Messenger RNA from Juglans microcarpa x Juglans regia, 1321 nucleotides. RefSeq names its product sphingolipid delta(4)-desaturase DES1-like. Gene Ontology annotation, biological process: ceramide biosynthetic process. The transcript is spliced from 2 exons. Gene Ontology annotation, cellular component: membrane. Lineage: Eukaryota; Viridiplantae; Streptophyta; Magnoliopsida; Fagales; Juglandaceae. The coding region runs from base 173 to 1153 and encodes 326 amino acids. The record is from RefSeq and is a predicted model, not a curated record. Gene Ontology annotation, molecular function: sphingolipid delta-4 desaturase activity.
AUGUCCCACGGCAAGAGGUCCGGACGAAACGGUCUGCUCUAAAUUUUAAGUCCUAAAAGAGUCACAGAUCAUUCAGAUUCAUCAGCUUCACAGUCAGCGUGAGGAGAGGGAGAGAAUAUCGUCUCCCACGUUGAGAACGGAAGGGAAAGGACCGGAAGAGAAGAGAAAAGAUAUGGGGGUUAGAGGGGAAGAGAAAGAAGCGGAGGGAGUAAUGGCCACGGACUUCUUCUGGUCGUACACGGACGAGCCCCACGCUUCCAGGCGCCGCCAGAUUCUCUCUCAGUACCCACAGAUCAAGGACCUUUUCGGCCCCGACCCCUGGGCUUUCCUCAAGGUUUUGGUUGCUGUUUUGCUUCAGCUGUGGACUGCUACUUUUCUUCAUAAUGCUGGCUGGCUGAAAAUACUGGCAAUUGCCUACUUCUUUGGCUCUUUUCUCAACCACAACCUAUUCUUAGCCAUCCAUGAGCUCAGCCACAAUCUUGCCUUCUCAACUCCAGUCUACAACCGUUGGCUCGGGAUUUUUGCUAACCUCCCUAUUGGUGUGCCGAUGUCUGUCACAUUUCAAAAAUACCACCUUGAACAUCAUCGCUUCCAAGGAGUAGAUGGCAUUGAUAUGGACAUCCCAAGCUGUACUGAAGCCCAUCUUGUGACAAAUGUUGUUUCUAAAAGCAUAUGGGUCAUCUUCCAACUCUUCUUCUAUGCUCUCCGGCCUCUAUUUCUGAAACCAAAACCUCCUGGUUAUUGGGAGUUCAUCAAUUUAUUUGUUCAGAUAGCCCUGGAUGCAGCCAUGGUUUACUUUUGGGGCUGGAAAUCUUUUGCCUAUUUGAUUCUUUCGACAUUCGUUGGGGGUGGGAUGCACCCAAUGGCUGGUCACUUUAUUUCAGAACAUUAUGUUUUCAAGCCUGACCAGGAGACAUAUUCUUACUAUGGCCCCCUGAAUCUUAUGACAUGGUGUGUGGGAUACCACAAUGAGCACCAUGAUUUCCCCAGAAUUCCUGGGAGCAAGCUCUACAAGGUGAAGGAGAUCGCACCGGAGUAUUAUGAGGGUUUAGAGUCAUAUAAAUCUUGGAGUCAGGUCAUUUACAUGUAUAUCAUGGACCGGGCAGUUGGUCCGUUUAGCCGAAUGAAGAGAAAGGCAACAAAAUCUGAAUAGUUCUUUUUAUUCUAUACUACUUGUUCCAUAUUUUUUGUCCUCCCCUGGAUUGGCAAUAUUUAUUUUCUCUCUAAUUUGCUAUUAUGUAUAACAUCUCUGUGGAGUGCUGUAGUUGUAGGCUGAAAUUUGUUUGUUUAUUCGUUGACAAUGCAGAAGUCUUGUUUAUUU